CUCCUAGUCUCUUGUUAGUCUCCGUCGAGGCAGCAUCCGGACGUAGAGCGGUAGGAUUGCAGCAGCAGCAGGGGGUGAUACUGGGGGGACUAGCCGCAUCAUCCCGUUUGUGAAGAGGAUUCCCGCUUCUCUCCUGGCCCCCCUCCAAUUCAACAGGGACUCGUUCCAUGUGCACGGAUACCAGUGACAGACUGCUUCCUGGCACACCCCCCUCUCCUUGCCCCAUUCCAGGCUAACUUCUCCCUCAGAACUUUGAUCCCUGUCAGCCGAGAGACCCUGGUGACACAGGGGAGGGCAAUCAAGGGUUAACCCUGCGCUUGUAGAUAGUUGCUGGUGUUCAUCUGUGUCCAGUCAUCCUGGGAUUGCACAGGGCAGCAUCUGUGGGGUGUCGGUUAAUGGGUUAAUAAUAAGUCGUCUUGGGUCUGUCCAAUGUCUUGUCAGUGACCCCUAGGCUUGUAGGGGUUAAUGUGGACUGUUUUGUCGUUGAUCCCUGUGUUUGACUACUGCCCCCAGUCUCUGCUUGGUGGAUGGCGUCCCUGUAGUCCAGAUGCUUAAGUUGUGGCUUUGGCUGUGACCAGCAGGAGAUGCCUGGAUUUGGCUCCUCUUUUAUCUCUGCUAUCAGACAGCCGCAUCCAUCUUUGUAGAUGAUAUAGUGUCGCCAGAUUGUGAUCUCGCUGUAACCUGCUGUUUUCUUCAGUAUCUGAUUUAGGGACUUGAGAAUUUUUUUUUUUACUGGAGGAUCUAUGCAGCUACGGUGACAUUUGUCAUUCAUGGUCCCCUGGUUGGGUCUGCGCUGAUGCCAGCUGUGAACCAAUCGGGUAGGGGCAUCAUUUUUAGUGACUGUGUACCUACCUAGGUCCCGCUCCUCACAGAGAUUUUGCUCCUUUUUUAAUCCUGUAGUUUAUUAUUUUUAUACUGUUGGAGUCUUACACUAACUGUUGAGGAGACUUUAGUGCCCAUCUCCCGUAUGCGGCACCAUGUCCAAGACGCUGAAAAAGAAGAAGCACUGGCUGAGCAAAGUGCAGGAAUGCGGGCUAUCCGGCAUGGGGGGAGAUCUGAGUGCCCUCCUGGAGAUCCGUGGGGGUGCUGAGCAUGGAGAGUUCCCUUACCUGGGCCGCCUCAGAGAGGAUGCUGCAAGCUACAUUGCGGGCAAGGUACCCAGCCAAGGGGAUGUACUGUUGGAAGUGAAUGGAACGCCAGUCAGCGGCCUUACGCACCGUGACACCCUGGCAGUGAUAAGGCACUUCAGGGAACCCAUCCGUCUAAAGACCGUCAAACCUGGUAAAGUUAUUAAUAAAGAUCUCCGUCACUAUCUGAGUCUGCAGUUCCAGAAGGGAUCCAUAGACCAUAAGCUACAACAAGUGAUAAGAGAUAACCUCUAUCUAAGAACAAUACCUUGUACAACUCGGUCACCAAGAGAUGGAGAGGUCCCUGGCGUCGAUUAUAAUUUUAUCACUGUGGAUCAAUUUAAAGCCUUAGAAGAUAGCGGGGUGCUGCUGGAGAGUGGAACAUAUGAUGGCAAUUUCUAUGGUACUCCAAAGCCUCCCGCUGAGCCUAGCCCCUUCCAGCCUGAUCCAGUAGAUGGGGUUCUCUUUGAUGGAGACUUUGACACAGAGACUACACGAAAGAGAACCACGUCUGUCAGUAAGAUGCAGCGUACAGAUUCUUCUCUCCCGGAGGAAGAGGAAGAUGAGGAAAGAGAGGCCGUGAAUGGCAGUAGUGGAAGUGCAGAUCAUCGAGACCGACCCGAAUCUACAGAUUGGGGAAAAACUGUCCCCAGCUACAACCAGACAAACAGUAAUAUGGACUUCAGGAAUUACUUAACUCAAGGUGAAAACUUGGAACCCCUUCCGAAGAACUGGGAAAUGGCCUACACAGAUGCAGGAAUGAUUUACUUUAUUGACCACAACACUAAAACUACAACAUGGUUGGAUCCCAGGCUGUGCAAAAAAGCCAAAGCUCCAGAAGACUGCGACGACGGCGAGCUUCCAUAUGGCUGGGAGAAGAUUGAGGACCCACAAUAUGGCACCUACUAUGUUGAUCACAUUAAUCAGAAAACCCAGUUUGAGAAUCCAGUUGUAGAAGCUAAAAGAAGGAAACAGCUUGGACAGCUGAGUUUGCCUCCAUCUCACGGGGCACUAAAUACCGAGUCGGAGGCGUCCCCAUUCACCAGAGAUCCAGCACUGUUAAAGGGAGCGAUACUGCGUACCUCCCUGAAGAAGAGCUCCAUGGGGUUUGGAUUUACCAUCAUUGGAGGAGACCGACCAGAUGAGUUUCUCCAGGUGAAAAAUGUAUUGAAGGAUGGUCCAGCGGCACAAGAUGCCAAAAUAGCACCAGGUGAUGUGAUUGUUGACAUAAAUGGAACGUGUGUCCUUGGUCACACUCAUGCAGAAGUCGUCCAGAUGUUCCAGCUGAUUCCCAUAAACCAGUAUGUGAAUAUGACCCUCUGCCGUGGAUACCCUCUUCCUGAAGACAGUGAUGAUCCUGUAAAUGAUAUGGUUACCAAUGCCCCACCAAUCAUCAAUGGGCAGAUGACAACUCAAGGAGAAAACAUGGGAAGUCAGGACUUGAAAUCGGGAUUGGUUGUUCUGGAUCAAAAUGGAAAACCAGGCCAUGUGUUAGUCAAUGGGCGUUUAAAUGGUCCUUCACUUGAGAUACAGGAUCAAAGGACAUCUAUGGCAUCAACUGUGAACCCACCGCCAGAGCUUGUAACUGUUCCUUUAUUAAAAGGACCUAAGGGUUUUGGAUUUGCUAUUGCUGACAGUGCAAUGGGCCAAAAGGUCAAAAUGAUCUUGGAUAGCCAGUGGUGUCCUGGCCUUCAGAAGGGAGAUGUAAUAAAAGAAAUCUAUCAUCAGAAUGUGCAAAAUCUAACACACAUACAAGUUGUUGAAGUCCUGAAGCAAUUUCCAGUUGGGGCUGAGGUGCCAUUACUCGUGUUAAGAGGAGCUCCCCCGUCACCUAUCAAAGUAGCAAAAGUGAAAACGGAUAAGCAGGAUCUGUCGGGCAGCCUUGAAGCAGUUGGCACAGCUGAACCUUUACCACAGCCAUUGCCCUUUCCACCAAAUCUUGCUCGAUCCAACUCCCCAAAACUUGACCCUUCAGAAGUUUAUAAGAAAUCCAAAAAUAUCUUCGAAGAUAAACCUCCCAAUACUAAGGAUUUGGAUGUAUUUCUCCGUAAGCAGGAAUCUGGCUUUGGAUUCAGGGUCCUUGGAGGGGAUGGACCAGACCAAGCGAUUUACAUUGGAGCCAUUAUUCCUUUAGGAGCUGCUGAGAAAGAUGGCCGCCUCCGUGCUGCUGAUGAACUAAUCUGUAUCGAUGGUGUACCUGUGAAGGGAAAAUCCCACAAGCAGGUCUUAGAUUUAAUGACCACUGCCGCUCGAAAUGGUCAUGUGCUGCUUACAGUGAGAAGGCAGUUAUUCUUCACAGACAAACAGCAAGAAGAGGAGGACGCACAAAACCCUCCUACUAUCCUCAAUGGCUCACCCAGGUUAAACCGAAUUGAAGUGACUAGUGUUCCCAAACCACCCGCAGAGGCUUAUGAUGUCAUCUUACAGCGGAAGGAGAAUGAAGGCUUUGGAUUUGUCAUUUUGACCUCUAAGAAUAAACCGCCACCAGGAGUCAUUCCUCACAAGAUUGGACGGGUAAUAGAAGGAAGCCCUGCUGACCGCUGCAGAAAGCUAAAAGUGGGAGACCGGAUCUCCGCAGUAAACGGCCAGUCCAUUGUGGAGUUGUCACAUGAUAACAUUGUGCAACUCAUAAAAGAUGCUGGGAAUACAGUCGCCCUCACUGUGAUUGCGGAAGAAGAACACAGAGGUCCCCCAUCAGGAUCCAACUCGGCAAGACAGAGUCCGGCUCCACAGCACCGAGCCAUGGGCCAAGCACAACCCAACUAUGGGACACUGGAGAGAAAUACGUUGGACGCAGACAGCAGUAAGGGAGAUCUCUCUGCUCCAUACAGAUUCUUAUGGGCUGAUCAUAAGCCCGACGCUGCGCACACCCUGCCUAGUGGAAGCCGACACUCGCAGAGUGCUGGUUGCUACCCCGUGGAGUUGGAGAGAGGAUCCAGAGGCUUUGGUUUUAGCCUACGUGGUGGUAAAGAAUACAACAUGGGACUUUUCAUUCUCCGCCUUGCAGAAGAUGGGCCUGCGAUCAAAGACGGCCGCAUUCAUGUCGGGGAUCAAAUAGUAGAAAUUAAUGGAGAACCAACCCAAGGCAUCACUCACACACGAGCCAUUGAGCUGAUCCAAGCUGGUGGGACCAAAGUUCUUCUCUUAUUAAGACCUGGAACAGGACUUAUUCCAGAUCACGAAGAUUUGGAAGACAUUCAUCCUCCAUCUAUAAAUGUAACAUAUGAUGACAUCUCUGCAUUUUCAUCAGCUUCAUAUGUGGAUUGCACUCCUGAAGUUUUUCCUUUACCAGCACCUGAUGAGGAUUGUUUUGAAGUUCAGAAAACUGAGAAAAUGGUUGAGCCAAGUGAUAUACAGCAACCAAAGGACACACCUGCGUUGCCUAGUGGCGUAAUUCAAGAAGAUAAGGCAUUAACGCAGGAAAAGCAGUCGUCUCCUGUCCAAGGCAAAGAUCAGCAGAGAGAGAGGUCUUUGAGUCCUAAAAAUCCUAAUAUAAAUAAACUGCUGGAUGCUGAGAAAGAAUUCAGUACAAAAAGAGGACGAUCUGUGAGUCCUAAAAAGAUUGAUAGCAAAAUAUCUAAGGAACAGCCUGAUAGUCUUCAGGGGUCUAAACAGACUGAUUCUAAAAAAACACAAAAAGAAACCAGGGACCGAUCAUUGAGCCCCAGGAAAUCCUAUGCUAAAAACCUAGAAGGCAAUAUUGACUCCACUCACGCAAAAGAUGCUAGAAGACAAAGAGGAAGAUCUGCCAGUCCUAAAAAAGCUUACAAAAAAGAGGAAGGAGAGAAGAGUGGCAUUGGAAGAGCAGAGAAGUUGCAAAAACAAGAGAAUAGGUCUCCAAAACAUAAUACCAACAUUGAAAGUAUAGAUCAGCUUAGAGAUAAAAAAGACAAAACAUCAAUUAGAGAAGACAGCGAAAAACCAUUAAAAAUACAUGAAAGGCCUGGGAGAUCACGGAAAGAUGUAAAGGAUGAGAAACCUAGAAAAGAGGGUGUUGAAAAACAAGAAAGAGAUGAAAGAGGGAGGGUUGACAAAAACAUGAACAUUGACAGGGAGGAGAAGCAUCGGAGAGAGGACAGGGAGGAGAAGCCCCAAAAAGAGGAAAGGGAGAAGCCCCGAAAAGGGGAUAGGGAGGAGAAGCUUCAGAUAGAGGACAGGGAGGAGAAGCAUCGUAGAGAGGACAGGGAAGAGAAGCAUCGUAGAGAGGACAGGGAAGAGAAGCAUCGUAGAGAGGACAGGGAAGAGAAGCAUCGUAGAGAGGACAGGGAGGAGAAGCAUCGUAGAGAGGACAGGGAGGAGAAGCAUCGUAGAGAGGAUAGGGAGAAGAAGCAUCAGAGAGAGGAUAGGGAGAAGAAGCAUUGGAAAGAGGACAGGGAGGAGAGGCAUCGGACAGUGAACAGGGAGGAAAAGCAUCAGAAAAAGGACAGGGAGGAAGGACACAGGAGAGUGGACAGAGAGGAAAAACCCAGGAAACAUGAGAAAUCCAAAAAUGAGAAAAAAGAUGAACAAUUCAUUAGAGAAACCCAUGAAUUAAUUAGUAGCAUAAAGGCAGAUGAUAGGCAUGAAAAGUCCAGACUAGAGGAAAGGUCAAGUUUUGGUGUUACUGACAAAAAAUCUCCACAACACAAAAGUAAAAAUAACGAGGGAACAUCUCCUAGAAAUGUUGCAGAGUCUGAGGGAAAAAAACAGGACCUAGAACAUACUAAAAAUAAAGGACGUGCCUCGACUGUUAAAGAAAUACAAGACUCUAGUUUCACUGCUAAACAAACAGAGAAGAACCAAUAUGGAGACCUAUUUACUCUUUAUGAGCCUCAAACAAAGAAUCUUGCAGCUGAUACUUCAGAGAAAACCAAAGAUGAAGGCGUUACGAAGACAGGAGGGAAAAAAACGCACAUAGCUCCAGGACCAUGGAAAGUGCCCAGUACAAACAAAGCCACAGAUGCCAACACCUUGGAAAUAUAAACGCCAAGCCCAUGUGCUGCCAUCAAGAGCAGCAAAUGCAUUUUAGAACUGAAACUGUAUUUGAAGGUUUUUGUUUUUUUGCUAUGAGUGGUCUUCCACAAGCUUGAGAGCCACAGAAGUCUAUGAAGGUGUCUUGAUGACUUUUUGUACUUUGUGCUGCUAUAAUGAAAGUUGGGGACAGUGUUGUACAGAUCUAGAACAAUAAUUAUUUAACUUUGCCAAUGUGACCAUAACUCCACUACUCGUGCCAAUAUAUCUACCUGCUCAGUUUAUCUCCUCUUACUGUAUGUCUUUGUGAAGUGUAAGCUUAACUCGUUUCCUUCAUAAGCCAAAAAGCCUUGGCUGAAAUAUCCGAUUUAGCAUGUUGCAUGUUUACAGACAGUAACAAAACAGCAUACAGGUUAGUACUGGACAAAAAGGAAAAAACAUGUUCCUAGCAUGACAUUUACAGUAGUUAACUUGGAUAUCUACAGAGGUGUUUGCUUUUUUCUGCUCCACACAUUUGAAGACACCUGACAUGAAGACAUGGAUACGAGUUUAUGUAAAAUAUCAAGUGUGGUGUCUGUUGCCACUAGUUUUCUACUUUUUAAAAAGCGCUUAAAAUGUAUUACUGCAGGUAUGGCAGAUGAAGAGGUAAAUUUUGCACCCAUCUGCCUAGUGGAGUUCUAUGAUAACGUACAUGAUUUACAGAAGGCAGAAGAGAAAUAAUAUAUGGAGUUAACCGAGCAGCAUGUAUUUUAUCGACCUUGGAAAUAAUGAUUUUGUAUAUCUUAAUCAUGAUUGGUGAGGGGAAAAAAAAGCUUUUUUAAGUCUAUGGAAAGCAAAGUGUGACUGGGAUGAAGUGAAUAUGUCUUACAUGGUGCAAUUUCUGAGGACUGAAAUAUUGUAGGGACAUGAGGCAAAUACAUUGUAUUUUUACAUUGCAGCUUAGGCUCUACAGGUGAAAGACCACUAAAAUGCUGUGACUGUUGUCCGUGCAACCACUAAUCACACACACUGUUGUGUUUGCCACCUGACUUCUUUUCCUAAAGGGUGAAUAUUUUGAGAAUGCCAUUUGUAUGCCACAGCAGUAUACUAAGUCAUAAGUACCCGCACA
Molecule: messenger RNA, 7185 nt
Organism: Bufo bufo (common toad)
Lineage: Eukaryota; Metazoa; Chordata; Amphibia; Anura; Bufonidae
Gene: MAGI3
Product: membrane associated guanylate kinase, WW and PDZ domain containing 3
Exons: 21
Coding region: 978-6089 (1703 amino acids)
Biological process (GO): signal transduction
Cellular component (GO): cytoplasm
Molecular function (GO): protein binding
Source: RefSeq, a predicted model, not a curated record